Lingula anatina is the source of this 731-nucleotide messenger RNA. RefSeq lists its product as uncharacterized. Gene Ontology annotation, molecular function: extracellular matrix structural constituent conferring tensile strength. Lineage: Eukaryota; Metazoa; Brachiopoda; Lingulata; Lingulida; Lingulidae. Gene Ontology annotation, biological process: extracellular matrix organization. The record is from RefSeq and is a predicted model, not a curated record.
AGAGGUAAGCGGUGGUGGCGGCAAGGGCUCAGACUGUGAAGCAGCAACAAGCAGGCCACUUCUCCAGUCUCACGCUGCAGAAGCUUACGCCAGCCAGCAAGACAGCAGUGAGCCAAGCGUCUGGACAAGUCUUGGUAGAGUCCUGGCACUGGAAGCAGGUCACUUCUUCACGACAGAGAACUGACCACCAUGUCAGGAUACUGACCACUUGUUUUGGACACUGGGGAAGAAGAGGCAUAUUAAGCUGCAGUUGUUGUUGACCUGAGUGACCAGCUUGGACAGGAAACUGGACGUUGAAAAGAAAUACUGAGAGAAGACAAGUUUUGUGCGCCAAUAUGCUGCGGUCUCGUAGAGAGAGCUUGAAUUCAAGGCCGACCUCUAGCUUUAUGAAGAUGACGACUUUAAGCCAUCAGCUAUGCUUUGUGAUUAUAUGCCUUAUAGCUACUUUUUACAGCUCACAAGCAGCCAAUGUUCCCUUACCUCAAGGUGCUGUAGAUCUCCUUACUGCUGUGAAUCUAGACAUGGAGUCCUCUUUUGGACUUCCAUUAGGAGUAGAUAAAGCAGAUUCUGGAUUUUGUGACUCAAGGGGAGAGUCCAGGCUUCCAGAUCGAGCAUAUAAACUCAACAAUGAAUCUCAGCUAAGUGUAACAACAAAUCAGGUAUUUCCAGAAGUGCCAGAGUUUUACGAUGCUAACCAGUUCCAUCAUUCACUACAAAAUUUCUUUCAAUAG